This is a messenger RNA of Microtus oregoni (creeping vole), 1734 nucleotides long. It is a transcript of the gene Igf2bp1, whose product is annotated as insulin like growth factor 2 mRNA binding protein 1. The transcript has 15 exons. The record is from RefSeq and is a predicted model, not a curated record. Gene Ontology annotation, biological process: nervous system development; regulation of gene expression. Lineage: Eukaryota; Metazoa; Chordata; Mammalia; Rodentia; Cricetidae. Gene Ontology annotation, cellular component: nucleus; cytosol; cytoplasm. The coding region runs from base 1 to 1734 and encodes 577 amino acids. Gene Ontology annotation, molecular function: mRNA 3'-UTR binding.
AUGAACAAGCUUUACAUCGGCAACCUCAACGAGAGCGUGACUCCAGCCGACUUGGAGAAAGUAUUUGCGGAGCACAAGAUCUCCUACAGCGGCCAGUUCUUGGUCAAAUCCGGCUACGCCUUCGUGGACUGCCCCGACGAGCACUGGGCGAUGAAGGCCAUCGAAACUUUCUCGGGGAAAGUGGAACUACAAGGAAAACGACUAGAGAUUGAACACUCGGUCCCCAAAAAACAAAGGAGUCGGAAAAUUCAGAUCCGAAAUAUUCCACCUCAGCUCCGAUGGGAAGUGCUGGACAGCCUGCUGGCCCAGUACGGUACAGUGGAGAACUGUGAACAAGUGAACACAGAAAGUGAGACGGCAGUGGUCAACGUCACCUACUCCAACCGGGAGCAGACCAGGCAAGCCAUUAUGAAACUAAACGGCCAUCAACUGGAGAACCAUGCCCUGAAAGUCUCAUACAUACCCGAUGAGCAGAUAGCACAGGGUCCUGAGAAUGGGCGCCGUGGAGGCUUUGGCUCUCGGGGCCAGCCCCGGCAAGGAUCACCUGUGGCCACAGGCGCUCCAGCCAAGCAGCAGCAAGUAGACAUCCCCCUCCGACUCUUGGUGCCCACGCAGUACGUAGGCGCUAUCAUUGGCAAGGAGGGCGCCACCAUCCGCAACAUUACAAAACAGACUCAGUCCAAGAUAGACGUGCAUAGGAAGGAGAACGCAGGGGCUGCCGAGAAGGCCAUCAGUGUGCAUUCAACUCCUGAAGGCUGCUCCUCGGCCUGUAAGAUGAUCCUGGAGAUAAUGCACAAGGAGGCAAAGGACACCAAAACGGCAGAUGAGGUUCCCCUGAAGAUCCUGGCCCAUAAUAACUUUGUGGGGCGACUGAUUGGCAAGGAAGGCAGGAACUUGAAGAAGGUGGAGCAAGACACAGAGACAAAGAUCACCAUCUCAUCGCUCCAGGAUCUCACCCUGUAUAACCCUGAGAGGACCAUCACUGUGAAGGGGGCCAUUGAGAACUGCUGCAGGGCUGAGCAAGAGAUCAUGAAGAAAGUUCGAGAGGCCUACGAGAACGAUGUAGCGGCCAUGAGUUUGCAGUCCCACCUCAUCCCUGGUCUCAACCUGGCUGCUGUAGGUCUCUUCCCAGCCUCGUCCAGUGCCGUCCCACCACCUCCCAGCAGCGUCACCGGGGCUGCUCCCUAUAGCUCCUUCAUGCAGGCUCCCGAGCAGGAGAUGGUACAGGUGUUCAUCCCCGCCCAGGCUGUGGGUGCCAUCAUCGGCAAGAAGGGACAGCACAUCAAACAGCUCUCGCGGUUCGCCAGUGCCUCUAUCAAGAUAGCUCCACCGGAAACACCUGACUCCAAAGUUCGAAUGGUUAUCAUCACUGGACCCCCAGAGGCUCAAUUCAAGGCCCAGGGAAGAAUCUAUGGCAAACUAAAAGAAGAGAAUUUCUUUGGUCCCAAGGAGGAAGUAAAGCUGGAGACCCACAUACGCGUGCCAGCUUCAGCAGCUGGCCGGGUCAUCGGCAAAGGUGGCAAAACGGUGAAUGAGCUGCAGAACCUGACUGCUGCUGAAGUGGUAGUGCCAAGAGACCAGACCCCGGAUGAGAAUGACCAAGUCAUUGUUAAGAUCAUUGGGCAUUUCUAUGCCAGCCAGAUGGCUCAGCGGAAGAUCCGAGACAUCCUGGCUCAGGUUAAGCAACAGCACCAGAAGGGACAGAGCAACCAGGCCCAGGCACGGAGGAAGUGA